ACUACUCCUUUCCCCACGCCAUACCCUUACCCCCUUCUCUCUCUGUCCGUCUCUGGCAUGCAAUUCCAACUCUGGUGCUCCUCCAUCCAUCUCUCAAUCCUCUCAAGUACGCUCGCUCUCUCUCUCUCUCUCUCUCUGUUCUACGUACCUAACCCUAAUUUCCAAAUCAAAACUCCCAAUGCAUUGGACAUGAUGAUAGAAUAGGUGGUGGGUCGAUCGAUCAAAGACCGGCAUGGGUUCGGCCAUGAACGCAGGUGAAGGAGCCACCCAUCAACAUCUCAAGGAAAUCCAUGGAGGUAGGGUUCGUGUGAGUCUUCCUUACGUUUGCCACAACGUUCACCAAAUCAACUCAGGUGGGAUAUGGCACGGCAACAACCCUCUCGACUACUCACUCCCAACCCUAAUGUUGCAAUUGUCCCUCAUCACCAUUAUCACUCGCUUCGUCUACGUCGUUCUCAAGCCCUUUGGCCAACCCUUGAUUGUUUCCCAAAUUCUCGGUGGUGUUGUAUUGGGUCCGUCUAUUCUUGGCCAAAAUACUUCAUUCUCAACAAAAUUAUUCCCCAAGAAAGGCAAAAAUAUACUUGAUACGCUCUCAAUUUUCGGAUUCACGCUGUUCAUCUUCCUAAUUGGAGUGAAAAUGGAUCCGAGCAUGGUCUUAAGAUCAGGCAAAAAAACUUUAGCUAUAGGAAUACUAGGUUUUUUCAUUCCUUAUGGACUGGCCAGUUUUGUUGCCUUCCUUCUCCAGCAAUUCCUAUCUUUGGACCACGAGAUCUCCAGUGUGCUUCCCUCUUUGAUAAUCAUGCUGUCCAUGACAGCCUUCCCUGUUAUGGCCUGCUUUCUCGACGACCUCAAGAUCCUUAAUUCAGAGAUUGGACGAUUAGCCUCUUCAUCCUCAAUAAUCUGUGAUAUAUGUCACUGGACCAUCAUGUCAGUGAAGUAUGCAGCGAAGCUAGCUAUGGCGAAAUCAUUUAAAUUAUCAGUUGGGUCAUUUCUAUCAGCUGUCCUCUAUAUAGUUGUUAUUGUGUUUGGAGUCCGUCCAGCAGCUUUGUGGAUAAUCAGACAUACCCCAGAAGGGAGACCUGUUAAGGAGAGAUAUAUCUCUGCGGUGCUUGUAACGUUAAUGUGCUGUGGACUUGUGGGUGAAAUUCUUGGCCUGAGUUCCAUUAUGGCAGCUCUAGCUAUUGGUUUGGUGAUACCGGAUGGGCCACCAUUAGGAGCUGCAUUAGUGGAGAGGCUGGAUUGUUUUGUUUCGGUUCUGUUGAUGCCACUCUUUUUCACAAUCUGUGGGCUACAGAUGGAUGUUUUCGCUAUAGAGAAACUGAGAAAUGCGGGUGUUAUGCUGUUGGUUGUUUUAGCUGCUUUCAUUGGAAAGAUUAUGGGGACAAUGUUACCCCCGCUCUUCUGCAGGAUGCCAUUCCGAGAUGCCCUCUCUCUUGGCCUCAUCAUGAACUCCAAAGGCAUUGUUGAACUUGCUUUAUUGAAUGAUUGGAAGCAAUCCAAAAUCAUAAAUGAAGAAUGCUAUACCAUAAUGAUAAUCUCAGUGGUGCUAGUGACGGGGGUAAUCUCUCCUCUUGUGAAAGUCUUGUAUGACCCUUCGAAAAGGUACGUUGCUUACAAGAGGAGGACUAUUCUACACCUCAGGCACAACGAUGAACUUCGGGUACUAGCUUGUGUCCAUGGCCAAGAAAAUGUACAAGCGAUCAUGACCCUUCUUCAAGUAUCCAGUUCUCCCAGAUCAGAGUUCCCUGUAAAUUUAGUUGUCCUCCACCUCGUUAAGCUCAUGGGCCGUUCCUCGUCCCUGCUCAUUGCACACCGGGAACGUGAGAAGCCUUCUCCCACCCCUACCAUCUCUGAACGAAUCUUCAAUGCCUUCAAAAAGCUCGAACUACAGAGCAAUGGCCGCCUCUUUGUCCACUGCUACAAGGGCAUUUCGCCUUAUGCAACAAUGCACAACGACGUGUGCUCUCUUGCUCUAGAAAAGCGAACGACUCUCAUUAUUGUACCGUUCCACAAGCUAUGGGUCUACGGGCAAAGGGUAGAGACCUCAUAUGCAUUUAGGCACCUGAACAAGAAUGUACUCGACAGGUCCCCUUGUUCGGUUGGAAUCCUCAUAGACCGGGGUAACCGCAAGUCCCGAUACAUAAUAGCCGAUCCUUCGUCAUACCGAGUUGCGGUGCUCUUCUUUGGGGGCGCCGAUGAUCGCGAAGCACUAGCAUAUGCUCGACGAAUGUCGCAACAUCCCAAUGUAAUGCUCAGUCUGAUACGGUUCGCUGCUUCAAACCCCGCAAUUCCAAUCGUGGGGGGUACGGAACGGAGCAGGAUGCUCGAUGCCGAUAUCUUGAGCCACUUCAAGCUCAACUUGAAUCAAAGCGAGCAAGUUUUGUACCAGGAAGAGGUGGUGAGCACUGGUAUGGAUGUGCUCAGGGUGACUAGAGCAGUGUUGGAGAAUGGUUAUGACCUUGUCAUGGUGGGCAGACGCCACGGAGACUCGAACAUCAUGCUUCAGCUCGGGAAGUGGAAACAGCGUGGGGAAUUGGGGUCAAUCGGUGAAAUACUUGCUUCCUCGGAUUUUGAAUGCAGCGCUUCGGCAUUGGUUAUGCAGCAGCAGACCAGACUAUGGGGAUUGCAGGAUCCAGAGGAGUCAACACACUUGAGAAAAAUUAGUUUGUAGGAGAAUUAUCUUAGAUUAUUAUACAUUCAAGAGGCAAUAUUGUAAACGACAACAAAAAAAGAAAAAUGUAGAACAAAUUGAACAACCACCAUUCUAUAAACAUGGUGUGUGCAAAUAUUUUCUUUUUCAAUUUAUAUAGAUUCAAUUAGAUGAUUGACAAGAACGAAGAACAAAUUUAAUGGUCAUGGUGAGUUUUAUUUGUACAAUAUUUGACAGUUGACAGUAAUGUUUACCAACCUUCUUUGCUCACCAAACUUCCACGUUCAAUUU
Camellia sinensis is the source of this 2941-nucleotide messenger RNA. RefSeq names its product cation/H(+) antiporter 15. The record is from RefSeq and is a predicted model, not a curated record. Gene Ontology annotation, cellular component: endomembrane system; membrane. Gene Ontology annotation, molecular function: antiporter activity. Gene Ontology annotation, biological process: proton transmembrane transport; regulation of pH. Lineage: Eukaryota; Viridiplantae; Streptophyta; Magnoliopsida; Ericales; Theaceae.